AUGAAUCCCCGAACCGAAGCCUCAGCCAACUCAUUGAAGGAGGACAACCGCUGGUGCCUACGAUGCCUCGGUUUCUACACUGGUGUCUAUCCCAGGAAGCAAAAGCCGGUCGCGAACUACUAUUGCAAAAGAAACCUUAUGAAAUGCGCAAGAUGUGCCGAAGAUAAGGACAUGCGCUGUCUCAUGAUUCAGAAGGAGCAGUGGCCCCAAACUCUGGAGAUCAUUGAGAAGACCAGGCAAAUCAUUUUGGCAGAACAGGCUGAGGGCGAGAGCGAGAAGUCCGCCGGGGACCGAAAAGCCAUUAAAGACCUAUAUCGAUAUGUUGAAAGAGUGACCAGGGCUUACCACAACACACAACUGCAAGACGAUCAUCAAUCAGCGGCUUCCGAUGAGGACACUCCAAUGGCCUACAACACGGCGUCUGACGAUGAAGUGAUGGGCGAGAUUCAGUGCGCCCCGAGCUUUGCAGGACCAAGUCGGAGCGGCCGUUCCUCCAACACAGCUGGCCUAAGGGUCUCGAAGGUAUUGGUUGAUAUCAAAAGAAUCGACGAGGAAAAGACAGAAGCCUCGCGCCGUCUGGGAAGAGAAGUCUGGAUUGCGGCAUGGGACCCGCAAGCAAUCGGGCCUUCGGACCAAUUUCUUCGGCUUGUGGUUGAUGAGCUGCACCGUGACGCUCGUCAGGGCGAUGCUCGGCACGGUAUCUCUGACGCUUUCAAGGCUGUUGACAACGCUCACGAUGCCCGGGAGGACGCCUUCCGCCGGCUAGGAGACCUGGCUCUCGCCAUCAUGGCGACCAGCUCCACGCCUGAGGGCAGGGGCUCGUCGGGAUCGGGCCGAGCCUCCAAUUCUCGUCGUUGA
Molecule: messenger RNA, 858 nt
Organism: Colletotrichum scovillei
Lineage: Eukaryota; Fungi; Ascomycota; Sordariomycetes; Glomerellales; Glomerellaceae
Exons: 4
Coding region: 1-858 (285 amino acids)
Source: RefSeq, a predicted model, not a curated record